This is a messenger RNA of Penicillium soppii, 675 nucleotides long. Its product is annotated as F-box domain protein. NCBI's taxonomy places the organism in Eukaryota, Fungi, Ascomycota, Eurotiomycetes, Eurotiales, Aspergillaceae. The record is from RefSeq and is a predicted model, not a curated record. The transcript is spliced from 3 exons. Gene Ontology annotation, molecular function: protein binding. Bases 1 to 675 code for a protein of 224 amino acids.
AUGAGCACCAUCGAGCAGUGUCCUGCUGAGACAAUCGACAAUAUCGUCUCGUUUCUCAACUUGCGCGAUAUUUGCAAUCUCCGCCUCACGAGCCGCGGCCUGGCACUCAGGGUCUCCGUAGCCCCGUCUCUCGGAUCCUACCUGGAGCAAAGACAGGUCGACGUUACAGAGCGCAGCCUCCGGGCCGUAGCAGAGGCAACAGCAAAGCCCGGCCGACUAGGUUGUUUCAUUGACGACUUGGUACUGGUCGGCGUGGUGAACAACACCAAAUUCCUCACGCAAGAGGUCAAGUAUGCUGCAGAGGGCACAGGGCAGCGCGCAAAGGCGCAGCAGGACUUCGGGAUCCUGACUCGACGGCAAACAGAGCGCCGGGGUCUCCGCUCCUUAUCCCUGGCAGUCGUGGUGUAUCCUGCCGCCGACACGUUCCUUACGGCGCUAGCGGCGUUCGCGGCAAGUUGGAUCGCGGUGCAGCGGCUCGACGUCUACAACGGUGUAGAGCGGUGCAGCCUGGCGUGCAACGAGCCUAGUGCCAUGAACUUUGAAUUCAACACGCUAGUAACGUCACUCGUAUCGCUGAAGACACUCGCCGUAAGCUUCUUGGAUCGGGUCAUCAAUCCAAGGACAGAGGAUUUCGGCCUGACAGGCGACUCAGCGGAUGAGUGGGACGAGUAUUAG